Molecule: messenger RNA, 1260 nt
Organism: Beta vulgaris subsp. vulgaris (sugar beet)
Lineage: Eukaryota; Viridiplantae; Streptophyta; Magnoliopsida; Caryophyllales; Amaranthaceae
Exons: 1
Coding region: 1-1260 (419 amino acids)
Source: RefSeq, a predicted model, not a curated record
AUGCUAAAGGCCUUCAAACUGUUCUCUGCUACUUCUGGUUUACAAAUUAGUGAACAAAAGUCAGACUUUUAUACAGCAGGGGUUAAUCAGGAGUGUAUUCAGAGAAUCAAAGUUGUUACAAAGUUCACUUACAGCAAGCUUCCAUUCAAGUACCUUGGUGUGCCUAUGUGUGCAAGAAAAAUCAGGGUGGCUGAAUGUAAUGGGAUUAUUGAGAAGAUGUGUGCAAGGAUAAAAGUUUGGAGUAGUAGGAAUCUAUCAUACAUGGCUAGAGUAACUCUAGUGAACUCAGUUCUACUCAGCAUCCAUCAAUAUUGGGCUCAAAUGUUUAUCAUUCCCAAAGCUGUUUUAAAAGAAAUUGAGAAAAUUUGUAGAGCCUUCCUUUGGACUGGAGAAUGGAGCAGUAAUAAAUCAGGUAAUGUAGCUUGGGAGCAUGUAUGUUUACCUAAGCAAGCAAGGGGUGUGGGUUUUAGAAAAAUCCAACUUUGGAAUGUGGCUACACUAGCCAAAUAUGUUUGGGCUAUUUCUACAAAACAGGAUAACCUGUGGGUGAAAUGGGUGCAUGAGGUAUAUGUAAAAGAAAAUAGCUGGUGGGAUUAUGAUCCUCCAAUUGAUAGCUGCUGGUAUUGGAAACAAAUUUGUAAAGUUAAAAGCAAAGUGAAACUGUUAUAUAGUGAGACUGAAUGGAAGAGUAUGACUAAGUUUUGUGUGCAGAAAGUCUACAAAAAGCUGAUUGGGGAACACCCUGCUGUACACUGGGAUAAACUAAUAUGGAAUAGAUUAGUUAUCCCAAAGCACAGGAUGAUAGGUUGGCUGGUGAUGAAACAAAGGCUAAGAACUUUAGACAUUCUGGUGAAGAUUGGAGUUCAGGAUUCAAGCUACUGUCAGUUGUGUGAGCAUGGUAAUGAAACCCAUAAUCACCUCUUCUUCCAAAGUCCAUACUCAGCUCAAUGUCUUAGUCUGAUUAGGGGCUGGCUUGGAAUGAAAAAUCAUCAUAACAUCUUUGCACGACAGCUGCAUUAUAUUAUGAAGAGCAAGAGAUCAGGGCUGCAAAAGAGAGUUCUGGCUGCUGUUUAUAGUGGGCUAGUAUACCAGCUGUGGUGGGCUAGAAAUGAAGCCAUCUGGAAUCAUGUUGUAUGGAAACCAGAAAUCUUAUUCAAGAAACUGAAGCAGCUAGUACAGCAAAGAAUUAGACUAGUGCUUCCUCAGAAAAUUAGUGCUAGAGAUCAAAGUUGGAUAGAUCAAACGUUGAUGAAUGUAUAG